AUGGAUCAAGACGGCCAGAACAACCGUGAAGAAGCGUUCGUACUGGACGAACCCGGAUUUCUUGAACCUUGCAACCUGCCAGAUGCAGAAACUGGUGCACGCUUCGUCGAAGAAGCGAAUGCAAAACGAGCGGAGUUUAUUGCUAGCGAAGUCAAUACCAGAGCAAGAACUGUCUACGAGAACUUGUCAAUGGUUGAAGAUCGCGACAAAGUUGCAGGUAUUCCGCCAUUUUUGCUGAAUUCCAGCAUAACUCAGCACGAUGCUCCGUAUUGUGUCCCUGAAAAAACUAAAGCUUUUCCGGAUCUGUCCAGCAGUUUGACGUUCGAUAGCAAUUUUGAGAGUGGGAAUCUGGAGCGCGCCAUUCGCAUCGGUGAAUACGAAUAUGACCUAGUGUUGUGUCAUGACUUCAACUCGUCCGGCCAUAUGCAGUGGUUCUAUUUUGCUGUAAGCAACAUCCAAACGCCAGGUUCAAGUCCCCGUGGUGGUCAAAAGUACCGAUUCAAUAUUGUCAACCUAUGCAAGCCAAACUCGCUAUUCAAUCAAGGUUUGCAGCCGGUGGUGUAUUCUGUACGAGAUGCUCACCAGAAAGGGAGAGGGUGGGUGAGAUCGGGGACAGAUAUAUACUAUUUCGCCAACUCGUUCGUGAGGCCACCAAGGAACGCAACAAACAUUCAGGGCGUUGCUCCCACGGAGGUAGCAACCACAGUGCCAACCACGACAGCCCCCUCCAUGACGUACUAUACGCUGACGUUCACGCUUGAAUUUUCGAAUGCAGAGGAUACCUAUCUCGUCGCUCACAGCUACCCGUACACGCUGACAAUGCAUCAGCUGCACAUCGACAGCAUCCUCCGCUCAGGUCACGACACAAGCCACAUUCUUCGGCACAGCUCAUUAUGUACAACGCUCAGUGGAAGGACUUGUGACUUGUUGACAAUUUCGGAUUUUUCUGUUGCUACACAAGAAUUGGACGCACGGAGAGCAGUCUUUAUUACCUCGCGCGUUCAUCCAGGAGAAUCGCAAGCAUCUUGGAUGAUGCGAGGAGUGAUCGAUUUCUUGUUAGGAAGCUCGGAUGUGGCGCGUGUUCUGCGUCGAAUGUUUGUAUUCCAGAUCAUCCCGAUGCUCAACCCCGACGGUGUGUACUAUGGCAACAGUCGGUGUGGGCUCUCCGCGUGUGACUUGAAUCGCCAGUGGCAAGCACCGAGCAAGGCAUUGCACCCGACGAUUUUUCACGCAAAAGAGCUGCUUGUUAAAGAGCGCUCUUCCCGGGGAGUUGCGUUUUAUUGUGAUAUGCACGGCCAUUCGAGAAAGAAGAACGUGUUCAUGUAUGGGUGCGAUACGAAACGAAAACCAAACCCAGCGGCACGGGAAUUUGCGAAACUGUUCUCAAUGCAACAGACGGCCAAGAAGUACAUCUCGUUCCCGGAUUGUAGCUUCAAAGUGAGCAAGGAUAAGGAGACGACUGCCCGUGUGGUUAUAGCGAAUGAGCUGAAGAUCACAUGGAGUUUUACACUAGAGGCUUCAUUCUGUGGUGCCAACUACGGCGAGCUGCAAAACAUGCAUUUCAACACCAAACAUCUCCGUGAAGCAGGGGCUUCGCUUUGCGAAACGUUGUUCCAGGCCUGCGUAAGUGAUGUGAGCGUUCGAGACCGGCUUAUUGCCAAGGUGGACGACUCUUCGAUGUGCAUUCCACAGCUAGUGGAACCCCAUUUGCGUGAAGCUGGAGCUGUGAGCGAAGGCUCAUCAAAAAUCACAAACGAGGCUGCUCCAAAAUCUGUCAGGCGAAAGCCUUCCAAAGUACGGACAGUCAGUACAUCGGAUGCGGGAGCCCCAAAAGUGACUGAAACAAGCGAAGGAUCAGGAAGACGGAGAAGGCUGAGCCGUCAACAGAACAAGUCGUCUUCAUUGGCCAGUGGACUUCUUGACGGGACCGCACGUGAUGUUACGGAUCCAGCUUUCGUUACUGACGACUCUACAAGUGGACUUGAUCUCGCCUACAUCCCACCGCCCAAACUAAGUGGAAGAAAGCUACGCAGCAAAUACCCGAAAGUUCGAAGGACGAAGAGCAGCCCUGAUGGACACAUCAAGUCUCGUCGUCGAGCCAUACCCAGUCUUGCCUCCAAUGACGCUGGCGACGAACCCGAGGAGGCUAUCAGCCAGCAGGGGGCAGCGAGUGGGUUUGGAGCGGCUAACAGCUACCCUUCUAGCGAUUCAAUUAUGCCGCUAGUGUCCCCAUCGAAACUUUCAGCAGUACCUGGGCCACCUACUUCUUCAGUGCGCAACGGUUUCCAAGGCCCCGAGUCCACGUAUAUACGAUCGCCCAAAUCGAUCUCAUUUCCAUACCCCACUAACAUGCUUGGCAUUCCGCUCCGGGACUCGUCGGUGCUUCUUCCGUCUCCAGUGGGCGAAGUGAUAACACGGUCACCAAAAGCUCCCGCGAAUCGUAUUCGCUUCAGAGGGGCUGGGAGGCAGUUCUCAGCGGUCAAUACCAUACCGCGGGCCAGUAUCCACGACAUCUUGAGAUCCGACUCGGUAACAGCUUUCCAGUCGUAUGAAGCGGAUCUUAUCAACGCCUCAACUAUGGUUAUUAGACAACGCGCUCCGGCAAACAAUAACGCUCCAGUUUCGUCCGAUGAAAAGAAUCUGUCAUCACCAUCAUCCAGCUAUCUAAGUUUCCCAAGCGUCAUGUAG
Phytophthora sojae is the source of this 2688-nucleotide messenger RNA. RefSeq lists its product as hypothetical. NCBI's taxonomy places the organism in Eukaryota, Oomycota, Peronosporomycetes, Peronosporales, Peronosporaceae. Bases 1 to 2688 code for a protein of 895 amino acids. Gene Ontology annotation, biological process: protein side chain deglutamylation; proteolysis. The transcript is spliced from 4 exons. The record is from RefSeq and is a predicted model, not a curated record. Gene Ontology annotation, molecular function: zinc ion binding; metallocarboxypeptidase activity.